AUGGAUAAUACACGAAGCUUUUAUGGUGAUCUGGAUGAGGUGAAACAGAAAGAAAAUAUGGAUAUGCAUGUGUGCAUUGAGGAGAUAGGCGGAAAAUGGGUUUCGUUUUUUGUGGAAAGACGGGUCAAAUUCACAAGCAUAGACGAGCUUAUCACAUAUUACAAAACAAAUCCAAUAUGCUAUCAACAAAUUCGAGUUUUUCUGAAACGACCGAUUUUAUUGCAAGACUGGGAAUUGAGAAAAGAUGGACUCGAACUAAUAAAAUCGAAAAAGUUAGGAGAAGGAGCAUAUGGAGAAGUGUAUUUCGGAAAAUGGGCACAACCGUUUAGUGUCGACCAAAAAGAGUUUCAUAAAUGGUGUGACGUGGCAGUGAAAAUGUUGAAAAAAGAUGACUCGAGAGCUGCUCUGUUUGAGAUAAUGCACGAAGCGAGGCUGCAACUUCAGUUGAGGCAUAAGAAUGUCCUUGCGUUCCGUGGAGUGUUUCUUCUUAAAAAACCAAUAAUGCUGGUGUCUGAAUUCUGUGAAUAUGGCUCACUGAAAGAUUAUCUCCAGAAGAAUAAGGUAAAUGUUGAUGAAAAACUCAAAUUCUGUCUUGGAUCUUCGUGUGGACUGGAAUAUAUUCAUUUCAAAGGACUCAUUCAUCGAGAUUUGGCCACUCGGAAUAUUUUAGUCUCCCAAGAUAAAACACCAAAAAUAGCAGAUUUCGGGUUGGCAAAACACGCAAGUUCCUACAAAAUGAGAAGAAAUACAAAGAUUCCAGUGAGAUAUCUGGCGCCAGAGACAUUGACGUCUUUUAUAUAUUCUACAAAGACUGAUGUCUAUACAUUUGGACUCGUCAUAUGGGAGAUUUUUUCAAACGGACAAGAACCUUAUAUGAAAGCUCAACCUCAUCAAGAAUCUGUCGUUCCAAAGAAUACUGUAUUGAAAGCAAAAGAUAUACGAGAACUGAUAAAAAAAGAGCUAUUCGUAAAAUUCAACGCAGAAGCUCCAUUGGCUCUUCAACAGUUUGUAACGAAUAAACUUUUUGUGACAGACGAAAACAAACGGCCGAAUAUCUCAGAAGUCACUACAUUCUUGGCAAGUAUGCUGAAAGUGGAUUUGACAAAAAUGAGAUUCUCUUAUAAAAUCCAAUAG
Molecule: messenger RNA, 1134 nt
Organism: Caenorhabditis remanei
Lineage: Eukaryota; Metazoa; Nematoda; Chromadorea; Rhabditida; Rhabditidae
Exons: 8
Coding region: 1-1134 (377 amino acids)
Biological process (GO): protein phosphorylation
Molecular function (GO): protein tyrosine kinase activity; ATP binding
Source: RefSeq, a predicted model, not a curated record